This is a messenger RNA of Orbicella faveolata, 1248 nucleotides long. RefSeq names its product lactadherin-like. Lineage: Eukaryota; Metazoa; Cnidaria; Anthozoa; Scleractinia; Merulinidae. The record is from RefSeq and is a predicted model, not a curated record.
AUGACGGCGUCGUCAGAAAGAUGCAUGUCACCUCCUCACUUUGCUCGCCUCAGUCUUCCUGGACUGUGCCUGUCUGCGUGGUGUUCCAAGCCUCGUUCUGAAGAUCCUGAUCCCUGGUUGCGGGUGAACCUGGGUACUCCGCAGUACAUUUUGUUUGUUGCCACACAAGGCGCUGAGAACAAUCAAAACAAGUUUUUUGUUUUGUCGUAUUAUCUUAGUUUUGUUGAUAUUGACGAUGGAGAAUGGAAGAGUUUUGUUGAUGUUGACGAUGGACAAUGGAAGAGGUACACAGAGAAUGGAAAGUUGAAGAUUUUUGAAGGAAACUGGGACGCAUCAACUGUAGUAAAGAACGCUAUCUUGCGUCCAUUCAAGACUCAGACAUUGAGGUUUCAUAUCGAUCGCUGCAAGUCAGAACAAUGCUGCUUGCGGGUGGAAAUUUACGGGCCUGAAUGUCAAAGAGCGCUUGGAAUGGAAAGUGGUGAAAUUUCCGACUCGCAAAUCAAGGCUUCUUCGGAAUCUGGUUCCACUCAAGCCGCCAUCUACGGCAGACUCCACCGUGUAGAAACACCCGGGAGGGACCGCGGAGUCUGGUCAUCCGCUACACUAGGUGCCAAUCAGUGGCUCCAGGUCGAUCUGGGCAAUCACGGCAAUAGUACAAUAACACGAGUAGCAACACAAGGAGGGAAUUUUGUCCUCAAGCAGUGGGUAACCAAGUACAAACUGCAGUACAGUAAUGAUGGAAUAAACUUCCAGUACUACAGGGAACUAGGACAAACUACCCACAAGGUCUACAUGGUUGAUAGAAGCUACAAUUUCCAUACAAGACCUUCCUAUUUGAGAUUUCUUCCUCAGACAUGGAACUCUGACAUCUGUAUGAAAAUAAAAAUAAUUUUCAAGGACCAAGCGUGCAAUGUUAAAGCUCUCGGAAUGGAAAGCGGUGCAAUCCUCGACAGCCAGAUCAGUGCUUCCACGGAAUAUAGUGACGAGUACCUCGCCAGCUACGGCAGACUGAAUUAUAAGGAUAGAUGGGCGUGGUCCUCUUUAGAAAAUGAUCCUGAUCAAUGGCUCCAGGUUGAUAUAAACAGUCAACAUAUCAGUGUCGUACGCGUAGCUACGCAGGGAAAUCGACCUUAUCUAGAUCAGGAAUACGUGACCAAGUACAAGUUACAGUACGGCAAUGACAGACAAGUGUUCUAUUACUACAGGGAACAAGGAGAGUCCACAGAUAAGGUGAAAUACCUUAUUUAG